Aspergillus bombycis is the source of this 2556-nucleotide messenger RNA. RefSeq lists its product as uncharacterized. Bases 1 to 2556 code for a protein of 851 amino acids. NCBI's taxonomy places the organism in Eukaryota, Fungi, Ascomycota, Eurotiomycetes, Eurotiales, Aspergillaceae. The record is from RefSeq and is a predicted model, not a curated record. The transcript has 3 exons.
AUGUCGGAGAUUGACCCCAUCUCCACUUUCGUUACGGACUCCGAAGGAAGAAUGGCCGCAGAGUAUGAGCAGGUGGAGGCGUUAGUGGAACAUUUCAGCAAAUUGGCUAUUACCGAAUCUGUCCCUUGCUCUUCUGUGGCCAUUCUUCUAACAGAGUCACUCUCACUGCCAAUGUGGUUACUCGAAACACAGUUGCCUGCCGGAGAUACCUCCAGCUCGGGUGACGUCUUCCAAACCGCCGCCAAUUCCCAGGCAACUGUUGUUUCGAGUGCCUCUGUUGAUACUCCUACGUUUGCCUCAAUCUUUUCCGAGGAUGCGCCAGUCUGUCCGUCAAUGGACAUCUUUGGGCUUCUGGAGCGGGUUCAGCAGAGACCUCACACGCUGUUUGAUUCGAUCCCAAUUAUGCUGUCGUCUAUCUACGGCGAACCUUACGGCGUGGGAGGUCCGUUGGCGGAGGAGCCCGAACUGAUUCUGGGCCCUCUACUUUGUCCAGCUGGGGCAGAGUCCGCAGAUCCAUCCUUACCUCGGUCGACUCCGUCGACUCGUGUAGCGGGCCUCUUGCCUACAUGGUUCCCGGCAAUACUCUCCCCGCUUCCUGAGGAGCUCGAACCCACUCGAGAAUUGCGGUUGAGUGCCGGACCAUGUUACUCAAGUGGCGGGCCUCAAGAGGAUCUCGCCGAGAAAUCGACGGCCCCCUUGGUCAGAGCCCACGAGGAGACCAGCGACGAAGAUCGGACAGCCCCCGUGACUCCCGCGGCAAACAAGCGCCGGAAUUUGGGUCCGCCAGGAAGUACCCCCUUUGCCAACCGGCGUACCCCCCUUUCGCGCCGGAUUCAGACCAGGGCGGCCCCCUUCUCCGCAAGGCUUGCUCGUCGAGAAGCCGAAAAACAUGGCCGGAUUGAAUCGACACUCUUCCGCCUUCCCGACUAUCUUCGUCAGCUAGAGGCUGACCGCCAGAAUGCAGAAAAAGUCCCUUCAAGUCCGAGCCCACGGCUUCCACAAACAACAUUUGACUUUACGAUGGAACCGAGCUUACCAACUAAUCAAAGCUCAGCAGAUGAGUCGUCUGCGCUUCAAGAACCAUCAACACCAGGGAGAAACACUCCAGAAACUCCUCAGCGUGGAUGGAAUCUACGUGGACUGCUCAGCUCUGUACCUCGUUCCUUCUCGCGGCUAUUGCCAUUUCGUCGGCCUUCUGAAAGCUCGGAAGAUCAAUCGACAAUUGAACCAUCGUCAGAACGUAUUACUCGCACAAGGUCUCUUGACCCUGAAUCAGCUGGUCCUCAAACGGAAGGACGAUCUCGCUGGCGUUUGAGUGAAGGGCCUUCGCAGCCUCCGAAGAAGCGUGCCCGUAACUUAUCUUAUUCACUUUUCCCUGCUCCCAUUGACAGGUCCCUUUACCUUGGUGACAUUCCUAAGCCCUCCACGGUGUCCCCAGAGGUGGCUGCCCCGGAUUCGCACCACACUGAACAGGCGCAGGCGCAGAAGCCUGAGCCUCAACAGACUGCAGCAUCAGGUGUCCAAGCUGAAGAACCUGAGACGUCUCAAGCAUCUAGCGAUGCGGAGCAAAGGAAGCGCAAGCGGUCUCCAUCGCCCGAUGUGAUUCCCAACCCAGCCGGAUCUAGCUAUGGAUUGGACUUGGAUUAUUUCUGUUAUAGUUCUGAAAGUGAGGAUGAGGCGGCAGAAACUCCAUCCAAGCAGAGCGAACGCAAGAAAGCCGAUGGCCUAGCAAAGUCUGUAGCCCGCAGUGCCCUCCGUACAGACAGACAGUCAUCCAAAAAGGUGCGUUUUGAUGCAAGCCCAGAGGACACUCCUUCUAAGCUUCGUUCGCGUGCUCGCGCCACUGAUCCCUAUCGCGGAACACACUUCGUUGGGAUGGGUAAUGAUUCACCAACACCAUCUGCUCGCACUGAGCAACCUUCUCAGCGGCAUCCGGGAUUCGUCCCCAACACCCAAGGUACUUUUCAGCUCGACUAUGACGCGGCCUCAGAUGACUCUGAGACUACUGGUUUGUCCUCGUCAACAAAUGUUACCGCCCCUAGCCCCUCCCAAGCCGCACAGGAAGAAGAUGGCCAUGAUGCUCAAUCUCCUGCAUCUCGCCAUGCCUCUCGGGCUCAUCCAUCAACCCCAGGUAAAGUGGACGAGGAAGCUCUUGCAAGGGUGCGGUCCCAAGCAGAGAAAUACAAGCCGAAGACCCCUAGUGGUCUCCGUACUGCAAGCCGAUAUGCUAGUCCAUUGACUGCCACUCCCGAUACUAUUGCCUCCAACCAGACAACCAAGAAAUCCGACUUGAUUGCAAAGCCUGCUAAAGUUGACGAACCCGAAAACUUCGGUGAUGAUGAAUUCGCUCGUGACGCAGAAUGGCUUUAUCAGAAUUGUCCUUCUGGAGACCUCAGUCAACUUAGGUGGCCGGCAAGGCAAAGCUAUGAAGAGAGCCUUGGUGUUAGUUCUACCUCCAUGCAACUCCUUGCUACGAUUUGGGACGACUCCGAGAUUGAACCAGCGUACCUUGCUUUUCGCCAGAGUUUUGAAGAAUUCAAAAGGACUUUGAAAUGA